UAUCAAAUGGAUCUACCGUCACCGCUGGUAUUUGUUUUUGCGGAGUGAAUCGAACUAGAUGAGGUAAUCGCCUCCUCGAGGACGUUUUUGAAUUUUUGCAUCUUUCGAACUCGACUCCAUUUAAGUACGAAAAAAAUAUGUUUCCUCGUCCAUUCGCGCUUUCCGUCUCCUCUUCUGUGGUUGCAUCAAAAGCCACUUCCUCUGCUGCUGCCAUUGGCACUACAGGACUUCGAUUGUCGGCAUUGUCUAAGAAUACAGAAGAUGUUUCGAUACUUUUGCCACAGCCGCUUGGAUUUGCCAUGCAGCAAGUACGAUUCAAGCGCGGAAAAAGGAAGAAGCGUAUUCGCCAAGUUGAUCGGCCUCCGGAGUUGAAGGAGAUGCGGCGGGAAGACCAGUUCAACUGCCAAAUACGCUUAGAAGAUCGAAUUUUGCGCGGACCCGAGACGCCCUACUCUAUUGCGCGAAACAUCAAUCAAUAUCUAGAUCGUUUCUCUGGCGAGGGUGGCAAAGAGAUGCAGUAAAUACGAUUCUCGCUAUUUUUUGGUAUGACCACUGCUAGAACAGAACUUUCUAUGGGCUAGUUUUCCACAUUUGCAAGGUACCUAUGAGAAACUUUCAUCUAUUUCUGUGUUACUGCGAACUGUAAACAACUUUGAUACUUCAGGAAUCAGAAAGGACUUCCACCUUCAAUAACUACAUGACUCGCCCUUUUUCAGUUAUCGCCGGUCAAAGGACUUUACACUCCGCCACAAGCAUCGCAUGCUUCGUCUUGCCGGAUUGACUCACGAUGACGCGGACGUUUCGCACCUCGACACGCCUCAGCUGACUGAUCUUGAAGCUCUGCAGCAGGAGGCCACGUUGCCUCGGACAAGCUUGGAGACUCGAUUUCCAUUUCCGCACUUGUUGAGCUACAAAGUGUACUGGAGUGCCGACGCAUCGCCAGAUCCGGAGCCGAAUAAGUACGACUCUCAGAGUUUCAAAAGUAUGCGCGUGACCUUCGACACGGCAGAUGUUCCGUCCUUGACGCGCGCCGAGCGGACUCGCUUAGUCGACAUCGUGGGUGAAAAAUGCGUCAGUCGCCGCCGCGGAACUUGGGGACUUAGGACUAGUACACGCGUUUUGCGGCGAGGGCGAGCAGUGGGAGGUAGUGCGAGGAGCACCUCCGAUCAAGCGGAAGCCGCGACGACUUCUAGCGACGAGGUGGAGAGUUCACGGAUUUCUCCCUCACGAAGUGGCGACUUAGACGAGGAAAGCAUGACUGAGCAACGAGAAACAAGUGUUGUGGAGGAUGAGAAUUUAUCAUCUUCGUCUGGCAAGAAGAGCAUGAAGUUGUCAACAAGUCGUAAAAAUAUUCCGCUCGUCACGACUGGGCACGCAUCUUCAGCAGUGAUGUCAUCUAAAGAGCACACUUGUAUUUCGUUAGAAGUAAACUCUUUUGAUGCGCGCAAUCACAAUGCUGCACUACUUGGGGAUCAGCUCGAUGCACUGUUGAAACUGAGGACACAGCAAGAAGAUAAAAGGUUUAUUGCAGAAACUGCGAGACAUUGACGUUUUUCAAUUUUUGAACGAAUCGAAGAAAGCAGUUGUUGUCACAACAUCAAGAGUUUUGCUGAUAUAGUUGAUCGGAACAUCUACUUUCGAAGGUUUCCAGCAACGUCCGUGUCAAAUACUGCGUCGAAUUUUGACGCGUCCUAAGGACAGACGCAAGUGCC
Messenger RNA from Amoebophrya sp. A25, 1712 nucleotides. Lineage: Eukaryota; Dinophyceae; Syndiniales; Amoebophryaceae. The record is from the annotation of a GenBank genome assembly.